Molecule: messenger RNA, 8036 nt
Organism: Girardinichthys multiradiatus
Lineage: Eukaryota; Metazoa; Chordata; Actinopteri; Cyprinodontiformes; Goodeidae
Gene: wdr81
Product: WD repeat domain 81
Exons: 12
Coding region: 424-6591 (2055 amino acids)
Biological process (GO): aggrephagy
Cellular component (GO): mitochondrion
Molecular function (GO): protein binding; phosphatidylinositol 3-kinase regulator activity
Source: RefSeq, a predicted model, not a curated record
GUGAGGCGCCGUUUCUGAAAUAUGGCUCCGACUAGCUCACAACAAAACACAGUCGGCUGACUGACUGUCGUCCGUCCGUCUGUCCGUCGGCUGACACGCAUCUGCAAACACCAGGAAAUGAAGCAAACGCAGCUAACCUCGCAGUAUGUCUCGGAUUCGUAGUGUGACAUAAACGCGUCAUGCAUGAAGCGGGGAGACACAGUUAGCUCAACGCCAACUAGCUGUCAGCUGCUACAAGUGGUGAGAGGCGAGCUAAGCGUUAAACAUCAUUUCUGCAGAGGCAGGGUUAAGAGGAGACCGGCUUUGCUCUUGAUGACUCCGAUAACUUUCUCCAUGGAUCUCUGAAUACCCUCACCAGUGAGAAAGACUGUGGUGAGGUCACUGGUAAGAGUGCAACUGUAAACAAGCAUUUAAAGAGUCACCAUGGAUUGGCUGAUGCAGGCAGUUGAGAGAGACUUGGGAGUUGACCAGCGACAGCAGGGCCAGGGGCCCCGACAUGGAGAGCUUGUAGCCUUGGUUCCUACGCGCUGGGUAAUGGGCCUCAGGGACAAGAGGGUCUUGCCCUGUCCCCGAUUUGAAAGCAUCAGUGCGGCAGAAAUCUCUACACACCUUUGGUCUUCACAGACAAAGUUACCACCUGGCUGGACACGAAUAUGCAUUCAGGGUCUGAGGAAAAGCAAGCUGAGCUACAGAUUGGCCAGAGAUCAUCAUGAGAUGGAAUUGCUCUCGCAGAAUUCAUUUGUUAAAACCAUGCAAAGUGUGUCACAGCAUAAUGUCAGAAAUCUGUGGCGGGAAGCUCAUUACAAACUUGUGCAAGCAUAUACAGGGCCAAGUGAGCAGAUGCAUAUUAGUGCUGUAGAUGCAAUACGCCAUGCACUGGAGAAGCUCUUCAAUUUGACGUUUAUCUCACCUGACAAAGUUUCACCUUCCCUGUCUCCAGCCAGAGAGAAGGAAAAAGACAUCUUUUUGCCACGUAACUUAUCCAGUUUUUCAAAGUCUCAGUUAGACAAUCUUUGUCCUAAUGUGCUACCUGCAGAAUGUCUCCUGGAGACAGAAGAAAUAAUGUAUGUUGUUCUACCCUAUACUCAGUAUUCACUUCAUGACAUUGUGUCCUUCAGCCCAGCAAAGCUUGCCAACAGUCAUGCCAAAGUCUUGUUCAUCAUCUACCAGGUUCUGGUAGCUAUGCGAGGGUGCCAUACAGCAGGCCUUUCUUGUGGAGAACUGUCUCUUCAGGACAUAGCAGUAGAUGAACAACUCUGCAGCCAUCUCAAACUAAAUCUUUCUCAUUAUGAGGACCUGGGGUCAGAAGAAGAGGCAGAGGGUGAUGAUAUUGUAAGCCAGGAGACAAAAAAUGCCCAGCCAACAGAAAACAAAUGUGUGACCCAAGAGAACAAUGGACUGUGUGAAGACUGCUUUGAUGAGCUGAAGACACUGGUUCUGGACUGGGUUCAUGGACGAGUCAGUAACUUCCAUUAUUUGAUGGAGCUGAACAGGUUAGCUGGACGGCGGAAGGGGGACCCUAACUAUCAUCCGGUGCUACCUUGGGUCGUGGAUUUUACUGUCCCUUUCGGAAAAUUUCGAGAUCUCAGGAGGUCAAAGUUCAGGCUCAACAAGGGUGACAAGCAGCUGGACUUUACAUAUGAGAUGACCAAAGAGGCGUUGGCAGCUGCAUCGGGUAAUGGAAUUGGUGUAGGUGGAGAUCUCAGUGUUGGCGUUGGAGGUGCUGGACAAUCUGAGCACCUACAUGUACCUCAUCACAUAUCUGACGUGCUCUCAGACAUUACUUAUUAUGUUUACAAAGCCCGACAGACACCCAAGUCAGUGCUUUGUAGCCAUGUUAGAUCACAGUGGGAGCCCAAUGAAUACCCAGCCACUAUGGAGCGCAUGCAGAGCUGGACUCCUGAUGAAUGCAUUCCAGAAUUCUACACAGAUCCUUCCAUUUUCCGCUCAAUCCACCCAGAUAUGCCCGAUCUGGAUGUGCCUUCUUGGUGCAAGUCAUGUGAAGAGUUUAUUGAGGUCCACCGGGAUCUUCUGGAGAGUAGAGAUGUUUCCCAGCAUUUACAUCACUGGAUAGAUCUCACAUUUGGCUAUAAGCUGUCAGGUAAAGAAGCUAUCAAGGCCAAGAAUGUUUGCCUGCACCUUGUGGACAACCACACUAAUCUGACUACCUAUGGUGUAGUUCAGCUAUUUGACCAGCCCCACCCACCACGUUUAUCUGCUUCCCAGUAUGCCCCAGCAGAACCUCCUAUUCUGGGCCUUGCUGCUCUUAAUGUGCCUUCUCUACACAUCCCUUCUAUUGACGCUAUUGUUGACACUGUGGAUGGAAUGAUACCAGAAUCCAAGGGAUGCGAGUCCACUGCAUGGACCAUGACCGAUAAAGAUGAUGAGCUUGAACAAGGUACAGAAGCUAUAGACUCAUUAGCAUCCACUGGCUCUUCCACUUCGGUAUCUUGCCCUGUCAAUCUGCCAACCAUCAGUGCAAGUGGAGGUAAAUUUGGUGGAGAGCGCACAACACUUACAUCUCAGUCUUCAAGUCCAUUGCCGAGUGAUUUCUCAAGUGGCAUAGGUCCUGCUUUACGAAGUGCAGUGUUACAAAAAGGUGGGCAAAUGAACAAAAAACAUGGGGAAAAUGUUACUACUACCAGUACAGAGGAAUUCAAAAUUAUUCUGCCUGAGGGUUUCAGCCCAUUGCAACCAUUAGAAGAGCUGGAGAAGUUGAAUAAUUUCUUGGUAAAAAGUCUUCAUGCUGAAGUAUUGCAUCCUGCAACGUCUUGUGGCUCAAGAGAGGGUUUGCAAAUUGAAUCUGGGCCUUCUUUUACUAACCUCUACCAAAGGGAUGUGCAGGCACUUGGUGUUCUCACUGCAGAGAUAUUCUAUGCUGCCAAACUGAGAGGAUUGAAGGCAGACACUCCACUCAGACAGCGUUUCCAGGCCAUCAUGAAGCUGUGCUCUGCAAACCUUCGCGAUGUGCCACUGUCUUUGCACCAUGCUCUUGAGACCUUGUUGCUAUUAGAGAAGCAUGCUAGGGUAGCACACAGGGAAGAACCAGAUUGCCCAAAGCCUCUUGUUUUUAAAUAUGACCCUAUCUACGAUGGUCUUCCUCCUCCAAGCCCUCACCAGUUAUUGAACUCUAUUAUCAGUCCCUUUCCUUUCCCUUCCUAUUUUGCAGCACUUCAUGAUUUUAUCUUCUCCUACCAUGCCAAGAUGGGUACUGUGUGUAGCCUUCAGGGAAGAGACAUCGUCUUCCACCUGUGGCAGCAGCUUGAAGCACUGUUGCUGAGUAACAUCACUGCUGAAGGUCUUGAGAUUCUGUUGCCCUUCAUUCUAGCCCUCAUGCUUGAGAAAUCCACUGCUGUCUAUGCAGCUUGGUACCUUUUUGAGCCCAUCUCUACAGUCCUAGGUCCCAGAAAUGCAAACAAGUACCUAUUAAAGCCACUGAUCAAUGUUUAUGAAAACCCUCACUGUCUCAAAGGACGUUUCUAUCUCUAUACUGACUGUUUUAUCCUUCAGCUGAUCAUGAGGCUUGGUCUCCACGCCUUUCUCUCAAGCCUUCUCCCGCAUGUUAUGCAAGUCCUAACUGGCUUUGAAAGCUCAGGCAGUAGUGGAGAAGGUUAUAAAGGACUGAGGGCUGGCAUUUGUAACCUAGGAGAGGAAGAGGAAGAUGACUUUCAGAUUGGCAAGGCGCGGUCAUCUGCAUCUGUUGGUGGCAACAUCGGCAGUACCAGUGGGGUCAGUGGAGCUGUUGGGCUGGUUGGAGACAGUGGACUAGUUGACUACUCCUCUGGCAUCAGUCUCAAUGACCAAGUGUUUCUUUCAGAAGCCGAGGACUUUCAGAAUGAGUUUUAUGUUAACAAUGGAGAAGGGGUUGGUGCUGGGAAGCAGCAGAGCCAAAACAGUGCUGCCAGGGAUCAUGAUCAGGAAUCUUUAAGUGUGGGAAAAUUAAGUGACAAAAGCAGCACAAGUGAACUCUCUCUGGGUGAUGAUUCAAUGCGAGAUAGAGCGAGUCUGAAAUCUGCAGACAGCAGCCAGGAUCUGAAACAUGCUAGUGAGGAAGAGGAAAGCGGCGAGUUAGAGGAAGAAGAGUUAGCCAGUGACAGUAAGGAGGGGAUGGAUCACCUAGCCUCCCUCGACGUUGAUUUAACGGAUUCAGGCUCCUCUCUCAGGACUCUUCAAGGAGAAACUGUUAAUGGAAUGAGGCUUGAUGAGAUUGAGAAAGGAACUGUGGGUAGUCAGGAGGAAGAGGAAGAGGACCGUGAUCUGUCAGAGGAGUCCGAGGCGAAAGAGCAAAAAAUUCUUUUAGAUACAGUCUGCAAAACGGUUCGAUGGCUAUCUGCAAAACUCGGGCCAACAGUGACAUCGAGAUAUGUUGCCAGAAAUUUGCUGCGAUUGCUCACAAACUGCUACAUUGGACCUGAAAAUCACCAGUUUGUGUCCCCUUCAUCCCUGGAGAGCCAUCUGGAAAGUGUGGGAAUGGGCAGUGUGUAUGAGAAAAAACCUGUAAUUGGUGAUCAAACAGCAGGACCUGUUUUAGACUGUCUCAUCUAUAUAGCUCAACUAUAUGGAGAGCCUGUUCUCACCUACCAGUACCUGCCUUAUAUAGGAUAUCUGGUGUCUCCACCAUCUUCACAGCGUCUUAACACGCGUAAGGAAGCAGGUCUGCUUGGAGCCGUAUCACUUACCCAGAAGAUUGUUGUUUUCCUCUCAGACACCACGCUAAUGGACAUGCUUAUGAAGAUCAAUCAGGAUGUGCUCCUUCCACUUUUAGAUCUGAUCACUACACCACGAAUGGGGUUCCCUAGUGGGGUGCAAACUCGCAUUGCUGUCUGCCUCAAGACGCUGAGCCUAAUGGCUCUCAUCUGUCUGCGGAUUGGAAGGGAGAUGGUGCAACAGCACAUGGCUGACACUUUGUGUCGAUUCUUUGCCAUUUUUUCUCUGCUGCAUUCUCUUCAAUCCCAGCUGAAUCAUGCUCCUCGGAGAGUUGUGGGAGAAGUAACAGUGGUGGAUAUUUGCACACCUGAGGGGUCAAAUGUAACAUAUGAGAUGGCGGUCUUGGAGGAGUUGCAGACUGUAUUUAACCCGGAGAUGGCCCAUGCCUCUUACAUUCCCUUCUACUGUCUCAUAGGUGACUUUGCUAUUCGAAAACUGGUCCCAAAUCAUGAACUGGUCUGGCAAUUGGCCGAGUCUUAUCAUCAGAGUGUGAGUCAGGUGACUACAGAGACCAGACACAGCUCAUCUUCCAGGUUGGAACCAGCAUCUUCCUCUGGCCUUGGCAGACAAGUGGUUUGUAACCCGUUCCCCAACUCCACGCACAGCUCCACGACACAGGGAGACUCCCUUCCCGAGUCGGGCACAUUUGGAAGUCACCUGGUCGGAAACCGUAUCCAAGUGUCUCGUGACAAUGAAUUUGAUGACAGCACUAACCAUAGUUUGGCUAGCUCCUGGGGACGCACAAGCCAUGCAACUCCCAUCAUCACUACUGCCUCAACAUUUUCCACUCCUUCUGCAGGUGUGUCCUCCUUCACCUCCUGGAUUGCAGGCCCUUCCCCAGAAGACAGUGCCCUAAAGCAAGAGCUCCCUCGUAGCAGCCGCUCUCUACAGGGCAACUGGUUAGCCUACUGGCAGUAUGAGAUCGGUAUUAAUCAACAAGAUUCACAUUUCCACUUUCACCAAAUAAGACUGCAGAGUUUCUUAGGUCAUUCAGGCACCAUAAAGUGUUUGGCACCACUGGUGGGAGAGGAUUACUUCCUGUCUGGGAGCAAAGACAAAACUGUGAAGCUUUGGCCCCUCUAUAACCAUGGUGAUGGGACUAAGGAGGUGGAACCUAGGCUGACAUACAGUGAACAUCGAAAGUCUGUCUUCUAUGUUGGACAGCUCGAGUCCUCGCAGGAAGUAGUCAGCUGUGAUGGUACUGUGCAUGUGUGGGACCAGUAUACAGGCAAGCAAAUCCAUUCGUAUGAAGCUGUGGAUGGGAGGAAUCCAAUUACAGCUGUCACCACAAUGCCAGCUCCACACUCCAGUGUUGUGUUUGGCAGUGCAGAUUCUGUUCUUCGCUUCAUUGAUCCUCGAAAACCUGGAUUGCAGCAUGAAUUUCGGCUGGCAUAUAACAAUGUUAGCGCUGGGCUCAUUCGCUACCUGGCAGUAAGCCCCUCGGGACGCACAGUAGCUGCGGGUUUCUCCUCAGGAUUCAUUGUUCUGCUAGAUGCACGCACAGGACUUAUACUGAAGGGCUGGCCAGCUCAUGAAGGAGAUAUUCUCCAAAUGAAGGCUGCAGAGGGAAACCUGGUGAUUAGCUCUUCUACCGAUUACACGCUGACUGUUUGGAAAGAUCUUGAAAACAAGCCUCUUCGCCAAUACAAGUCGCAGUCUGACCACAUCCAUGCCUUUGACCUUUACGGUUCGCAGAUCGUAACCGGAACGGUGGCUAACAAGAUUGGGGUGUACUCCAUGGCUGAUAUCUCCCUGAGCCCUGUGAGCAGCACAAAGCUGAGCACGGAAAACUUUCGCGGCACUCUGACCAGCCUGGCUGUGCUGCCCACCAAGAGGCUCCUGCUGCUUGGCUCUGACAACGGUGCCAUUAGACUAUUAGCUUAAAACAGUAGCUUCUAGCUGCACUAAACGCUUUCCACUGAUCUUUACUGUCUUAAUAAUGAGCUGCCCGUGUUGGGCUCAUAGUGAACUGUAUUAGGAGGGAGGGCUGUUGACCUAAAUUGCUUUCUUAAGAAAGCAUCACAAGUUGCAGUGUUGUAGAAACUCAGCAUCUACAGAAUUAUGUUAAUCAGCUUACUAGCCCAGAACCCAAUGGACCGAAGCCCACUGUCCUUCAUCAUGCACCCUGAAAUCUAUUACCAUUGUCUGUAGAUGUGUACUAUAUAAUAGUAAAUCCUUGUCUUGACUAGGUCAUUUGUUUUACCCAGGUCAGUUAUUCGUUUUAAAAAUAUAAAUUGGAACACAUGCUCAGGAAGGUCUUAUCUAGUGUUUACACUUUUCCAAAUAGAUGCUCAACAAAACCAAAAAUUCGUUGACCUCACCUGCUAUUUUCUUUAAUAAUGAUGAGCCUAUGCGAAUGCACUGAUAAAACUAUGCAGUAUUUGUAGAGCAAAUGAUUUCUGUUAUUGCGACUCCAUGUUUUUUAAGACCUGUUUCAUAGUAGUUUGUGUAUACAUCACGAACAAUAAACGUACACUUGCUGUUGUGAGGACAGUGCCGGUGUGCCUACUCAGAGAGGAGACGCAAUGGUUGUCAACCCAGCCAAAUGUUAGAUACACAGCCUUUAAAUCCACUGCACAAUUAAGGCCUGAAUUGUAACAUUUAGAGACUCACUCUGAUUUUAAAUACUGAAUGUUUUUAUUCCACAGAUUGAUUACUUGAAAAUUCUUCAGGAUUUUGGAGACUAUGUUUUAGCCCUGUAGCAAAAUUAUGCUGUGUAUGUGUAGAUGCUGCGUUUACUGGGCAUGCCAGUUGCUAAAACUCAUCACUUUUAGUUUCCAACUUUAAAACCUGAUUUACAGUGCCUUACAAAGGCAUUGGCUCCUAUUCAUUUUAUAAGGAUCACACAGUAGAAGUACAUAACUGUGAAAUGGAGGAGAAAGGAUACAUGGUUCUUUUUCUUUUUUUACAUUUAUUGUUGCAAAUAAAAUUCAGAAAGGUUUAGAUUUUGUAUUUAGCCCACUUAAGUCAUAUGUAGAACCUCUUUUUGUUGCUAUUACAGCAGCAAAUCCUUUGAAUUUACCAGCUUUGCCCAUCUAGAGACAGACAUUUUUUCCCCAUUCUCUACAAAAUUGCCCAAAUGUUUGGAUGGAGAUUGAAUGGAGAGUAUCUUUAAUCGUGUCCAGCUUUCACGUCCUGACUGAAGAAAAUCAUCCCCACAGCAUGAUGCCGCCACCACCACCACCAUGUUUUAAUGUGGGAAACAAUUUGUUGAAGGUGAUGUUCAGUGUUAGUUUUUUAACACUGGACUUUACUAACUAACUAACUAGGUGACAUCUGAAGGCAAUUAGUUACAUUAGAUUCUUUUUGCGAGUAUUACAGUACUGACG